This is a messenger RNA of Pseudo-nitzschia multistriata, 1523 nucleotides long. The record is from the annotation of a GenBank genome assembly. NCBI's taxonomy places the organism in Eukaryota, Bacillariophyta, Bacillariophyceae, Bacillariales, Bacillariaceae.
UUCAGGCCAUCAGCAGAAAAGAUUUUCGUGCAGUAGGGCGCGAAAAAUAGCCUCAAUGAAAGUGACCCUACCGGUACUCGUACUCGUACUCGUACUCGUACUCGUAUGUGAUUAGGGAGAACGACAAGAACAUAGCAUCAACAUCAAAAAGACCCUUUGAGAAAGUUUGCGAUCGCAACCGAAACCUCGUUAGGAACCUGAUACUCGAGACCACACAGCGAAGUGCAGACAUACCUCUGUUUUCUUGAAGAAAAAGAAACUAAGCUCAAUCUGCAAACAACAAUCGCUAUGGUUACACRAAAUGCAGCGAUCGCAGCGCUUUCGUCUACGGCUCUGAUCAGUCUGGCGCCAAACGUGCUCCUUUUCCUUUUCCCCCAUUUCGCCUCGGGCGAAGGCCGCAGCAGCAAGUUCCUCUCGCUGGGACAGGCCCUUGCCGCAGGCGGGCUGUUGGGAGACGUAUUUUUGCACGUCGUGCCGCACUCUGGUGGAAGCCACGAUGUCGGSCUCUGGAUCUUGCUGGGGUUCUCGCUGUUUUUGUUGACCGACAUGCUCUUGCGGUCAAUGGGAGGGAAYUCGCACGGCCAUCACCACCACGACAAGACCAAAUCACCGGAAAGCAAAACCUCGACGGUAUUGUUGAAUCUAACAGCGGAUUCACUCCACAACGUGAGUUGAUAUUCAACACGAAUUGGACGUACGAUAGAUUACAGUGCUUUCCUGAUAAAAUGAUGAAAGGCGUACCGCGUGYAUUGAUACCAACCAAUUUUUAUUGCAUCCUAAUGUUUUCGAAAUCAAUCGCGAACAACGRCGUUAUGUGCUUUUGUUCGAAUCUUAGUUCACAGAUGGGCUUGCAAUUGGAACCUCGUUCGCCAACUUUACGGGCAACGUCGGAAACGGCAGUGUGUUAAAUCUAGUCCAAUCGAGAGGUGGUCUAGCCACCCUCUCGAUAUUGUUCCACGAGAUCCCCCACGAACUGGGGGACUUUGCGAUUCURGUCAAGAGCGGAUUCUCGAAGCGGGAAGCAAUUUUUGCUCAGUUCGGAACGGCGGUGUCGGCGAUGCUGGGCUGCGUUGUCGGGCUCGAGGCGGCCGAUCUGGCAGGGGACAGUUUGAUUUUUAUCACGUCCGGUGGUUUUGUCUACCUCGCCACCGUCAAYAUUCUGCCUGACAUUCUGGACGAAACGGCCUCCCUCCGGUUUCGGUUGACCCAGCUCUUGUUUUUUUCCUUUGGCGUUGCUUUCUUGUACGCGGUGUGUCUCCUCGAAGAAAUGAACGGGGAGCACGGUCACAGCCAUGGGCACCACGACCACCACGACGAAGCCAGGCACUUGCACGAAGAUCAUGGACACGGUCACGACCAUGGCCAUCAUCACGGUCAUGGUCAUGGUCACGGUCACGAUCAUAAUCACCACCAUUUCGUUGAAUUAUAAAGCUUGAUACCUAUCACCGGGAUAAUAUUACUACAGCAAAUAUUACAUAGUAAGAAAACAGCACACCAUUAUAUAAUAACCACCUUUUUUUCGA